Molecule: messenger RNA, 693 nt
Organism: Durusdinium trenchii
Lineage: Eukaryota; Dinophyceae; Suessiales; Symbiodiniaceae
Source: the annotation of a GenBank genome assembly
AUGGCAUUAUAUGCAGUGGUUGGACUCAUUGGGAUGCUUGUGGCACCAGAGCAAGCCUUCUACGCUCUUGGCUUGAAGGAGUUCCGUUGGAUGUUCCAGCGCUUGUACCCGGAAGCAGCGCACUGGAACGGCAAUCCGUGUCCGGACACCGACCCGGGCGCCGCGAAGCUGCUCCUCUCAGGACCUGGUGCGCUGAGCAAGUUAGGAGAGAAAGAGUUGCGAGUGCGAUGGCACGGCAGCGACAGCUUUCUGAGCCUCGACAAAGACGGCUGGGCGGUGCCCGGUCCCGCGAGUGGUGCGGUGCAGCUGCUGCUGCAGCCGAUCUACGCCAAGGGCUUGCAGGUGCCGGACACCUAUACCAUUCAGGUGAAGAGCACCGAUGGCAAGUGGGACAGCUGUUGGUUGGCCUGCACGGCCGUGAGCCACCUCCGCUUCGGCGGCUGGCUGCGUGCCGUGCGGGCGGAGGAGGACGCUUGUCCCUUCAAGUUCCUGCAGGAUUCUUCGUGCAAUUUGGGAACCUGCAAGGUCCUGAGCUCCUUUUCCACACCACCGCAGCAGGCGCCCUUCUUGGGCAAGGACGUUGGCUGCAUCCCAGCAGGCUUCUAUUGGGUGCAACAGCGCCAUGCUGGGCGGACCUACGUAGGACAGGCACCGGACGCGGAGGCGGACCUCUUGGAGUUCUUGGAGUUCUAA